Molecule: messenger RNA, 1020 nt
Organism: Aplosporella prunicola CBS 121167
Lineage: Eukaryota; Fungi; Ascomycota; Dothideomycetes; Botryosphaeriales; Aplosporellaceae
Exons: 2
Coding region: 1-1020 (339 amino acids)
Molecular function (GO): oxidoreductase activity
Source: RefSeq, a predicted model, not a curated record
AUGCCCGACACCAUGCGCGCAAUUGACAUCAAGGGCGGCAAAGGCCCCGUCGACGCCCUAUUCGUCAACGACCAAACCCCCAAGCCCACGCCCACCAAAACGCAAGCCCUCGUCCGCAUCAAAGCCUUCGGGCUCAACCGCAUGGACCUGCUCCAGCGAGAAGGCAUGUACCCGGUGCCACCACAAGCGCCGGCAACGCUGGGCGUCGAGUUCUCAGGCGUGAUCGAGGGCUUCGGCAGCGCGCCCGAGAAGGGCUUUUCGAUCGGCGACGAGGUGUUCGGGCUAGCGUACGGAGGCGCCUACGCCGAGUACAUUGCCGUGUCGACGCACAUGCUGGUGCACAAGCCCAAGGAGCUGAGCUGGGAGCAGGCGGCCGGCGUGCCCGAGACCUGGAUCACGGCGCUGCAGGCCAUGUACCUGAUUGGGGAGUUUGGGCCGGGCAAGAGCAUCCUCUGGCACGCGGGGGCUAGCAGCGUCGCUAUUUCCGGCAUCCAGCUCGCGCUCGCGGAUAAGGCUGCUGCGGUGUAUGCCACGGCGCGCCAGGACGAAAAGUGCGACUUCGUGGUGCAGCAGCUGGGCGCGACGGGCGCGUUCAACGCCACCAAGGGCGACUGGGCGGACGAGGUGCUCAAGGCCACGAACGGCAAGGGCGUCGAUGUCAUCAUCGACUUUGUGGGCGCCGACUACUUCGCCGGCAACCUCAAAGCUGCGGCGCUGGACGGGCGCAUUGUCAACUUGGGGUUCCUGGGCGGCACUAAGCUCGACGGCAAGGGCGCCGACUUGGGCAAUUUCAUUCGGAAGCGCCUGCGCUUCGAGGGCAGCUCGCUCCGCAGCCGCGAUGAGGACUACCAGGGCAAGCUGCGGGACCAGCUCGUCGAGCACGCGCUGCCCAAGUUUGUGGACGGCAGCUUCAAGAUCUUCGUCGAGAAGACGUUUAAGUUUGAGGAGAUUAUCGAGGCGCACAAGCUCAUGGAGGCGAACAAGACAAAGGGCAAGAUCAUCUGCGUCAUUGACUGGUAG